This is a messenger RNA of Australozyma saopauloensis, 933 nucleotides long. RefSeq names its product flavin adenine dinucleotide transporter. Gene Ontology annotation, molecular function: FAD transmembrane transporter activity; folic acid transmembrane transporter activity. The transcript has a single exon. Lineage: Eukaryota; Fungi; Ascomycota; Pichiomycetes; Serinales; Metschnikowiaceae. Gene Ontology annotation, biological process: nucleotide transport; folate import into mitochondrion. Bases 1 to 933 code for a protein of 310 amino acids. Gene Ontology annotation, cellular component: mitochondrion. The record is from RefSeq and is a predicted model, not a curated record.
AUGUCUACGUGGGAGUCUCGGCGUGCCGAGUUUGUCCUGGGACUUGCUGCCGGUGUUGUCACUACGACAGUAGCUCAUCCGCUUGAUCUACUAAAGGUGAGGCUUCAGCUACUGCAGCUGCCGACCCUGCAUGCUUUUGGGCAGCUUCGGCGUGUUGUUGCGGGUAUUCAGAGCGAUGCUAGGGCUAGUUAUGCUCAUCUGAACAAAACACAACCUAAGCCGGUGUACUACUUGCAGCAAUGGUACCGCGGUGUUGGUCCCAACUUGAUCGGAAACGCGGCCGCGUGGAGCAUCUAUUUUACCCUAUAUGCGGAGUAUAAGGAGUUGCUAAGCGGGCCUUUGGGCGGAGUUAAUGGAGAUGGGUCUACAUCAUACUUCGGUGCGUCCGCCCUAGCGGGCAUGACGACUUCCGUGUUGACGAAUCCGAUCUGGGUGCUCAAAACGCGGAUUCUAGGCUCCUCGAGAGGCCCGCUGGGCUCCUAUAAGUCCAUGGCAGAUGGUAUAAGACGUAUUCUACUAGAAGAGGGCCUAGCGACGUUCUGGCGCGGAACGGUGCCGAGCUUCUUCAUGGUCAUCCAAGCGAGCGUGCAAUUUUCCCUCUACGACCAGCUCAAAGACUGGAGUGUGGCUCUGGCGCCGGAGAAACUGGACCCGUCGCAGUUGUCGCUGUGGCAGUACAUCUGGGCGUCCGUGGUCUCCAAAACGGUCAGCAUGUGUCUCCUAUAUCCCACGCAAGUUGUGCGCUCGCGGCUUCAGGCCCAGACCGACCGCAAAGAGGCACAGACCAUUGGCGAGGUGUGCCGGCUGCUCUGGUCCAACGAGGGCCGUUUCCGGGGCUUUUAUCGAGGCAUGGGCGCCAAUAUGCUUCGUGUGCUUCCUUCCACCUGCAUAACCUUUGUUACAUACGAGACUGUGAAGAACUCUCUUUCCUGA